Molecule: messenger RNA, 1023 nt
Organism: Hermetia illucens (black soldier fly)
Lineage: Eukaryota; Metazoa; Arthropoda; Insecta; Diptera; Stratiomyidae
Exons: 1
Coding region: 132-881 (249 amino acids)
Source: RefSeq, a predicted model, not a curated record
UUAUGUCAGGUUGACGAGAGUGUUUUCAUGUUUUUACAUUUUUAUUUCCCUAGAUUUGAAGAUAUAAUUUUGGACUAUUGGUCUCUGACAGCAAAAAUCCCAGUUAAUUUUUAAUAAGUUUUCAUUGAAGUAUGGGAGACACUGCAAGUGUCCAUUCGCGUGAUAAGCACGGCAGUGACUAUCGUGGUUCUAAAGAUGGCAGACGUGUAUACUAUCGUGGGAGACGAAAAAAAUCCAAAUCCGGUGGCAAGAGGCCGAAAAUUCAACAUUUAAAGAAGACUGCAUGCUCUUGUGUCAAGAAUAAAGUGAUGAAAUCGGAAAGCUUAAGUGGCAUAGUAGAAAGUUAUAGUAAGUCUUCCGGGAUCACAGCUCAGAAUAAGGGAAGUUUCGGAAGUAUUCAUAAAUCUUCAUCAGAUUUGAAACAAGAUCCUUCCGUGUAUGAUAUUCAUAAAAUUGAUACCGCUGACGCUUUACGCGCGGGGAGAUGUCAGCCUCAGGGUUAUGGUAUCAUAAAAAGAGAGCAUAUUGGAGCGAUGUGUCCCGCUGGAUCUGUCGAUUUGGAAUAUCUCUCACAAAAUCCGUUUUUUAAUUAUCUACGGGAACUUCGGAAAAAGCACGCGAGUUUAGCAAUGAAGGAAUUAUCGAAAAAGGGUGGACAAAACUGGCGAGCGAUGUCGCAUGAAGAGAAAUUUCCUUAUAUAAUUAUGGCUCAAAAGUAUCGUGAGUAUCGCCUCAAAAGGUUACAAAGCGGUGCAACCCCGGUCAAAGAAGAGUCCUCUGUGGAAUCCGUGAAGCAAUUCAAAGCGCCGGUUGUUUCCAGGAAAAGUGGAAAAGCCAAUACUAAGAAAAAACAAUUCAGGAAUUCCUCGUAUGUGAGCUAAUUAUAUUGUAUUGGGACGUUUAGAGCUCUUUCAGUGAAAUUUUUGUUGUGCGGGUUUUUGGGAAAUUGUGUAAAUAGAUUUUGUAGAAAUUCUAUAAGAAACGAUUAUUUACUCUAGGAGAAUUAUAGAUCUACAUACUUUA